AUGUCUACCUUACUUGCUGCUGUAUUGUUUAUUCACUUGAGUGCUGUCUAUGCUGGUGAAGGAACGGUCAACGCUUUUGGAUGUGUAUACUGUAAAGGAAGACCGCUGACGAACAUUACUGUUAGGAUGUAUGAUGUUGACUUUUUCUUUGAUGCAUUUAUGGGAUAUGCCGUGACCGACGAAGAAGGAUGUUUCUUUAUCAAUGGAACUGCCUCAGAUCUUCGCGAUGAAAUCGAUCCUGUCAUCAACUUUUACCACACCUGUGAAAUGGAUAUUGAUUAUGGGCGUUGUCUUCUGAAGUCGAGGAUGUUCCUAGGUGAAGAUGAGAUCAACACAUCCAAACCAUUGAAUUUCACGAAAAUCGACGUAGCUCAACUUCCCACUGCAAAAGAUUGCUUUCACUGACGUUACUAUAUCGUGAUAUGCAUUUUUGUGGUUAUGAUUGGU
Cylicocyclus nassatus is the source of this 447-nucleotide messenger RNA. Lineage: Eukaryota; Metazoa; Nematoda; Chromadorea; Rhabditida; Strongylidae. The record is from the annotation of a GenBank genome assembly.